Messenger RNA from Enterobius vermicularis (human pinworm), 366 nucleotides. Lineage: Eukaryota; Metazoa; Nematoda; Chromadorea; Rhabditida; Oxyuridae. The record is from the annotation of a GenBank genome assembly.
CUGAAUAUUCAUAAAUUUUCGAGCGAAUAUCGCGUUUGGAGGAGAAGAGGGAAGAAGUUUGUACAGCUCAAUUCAAAUCAAUUUUUUAAAACCUCACUUCUUAUUUGGUUGAAGUGUAAAUCAGUUCGGGAUGAGAUCGCUCAAGAAGAAAGAGCAGAUUUGACGCGUCAGUUGGACAAUGUAUACAGUUGUUUGAAAACGGAACUUAAAAGAAGUGGUUGCAAUCAUAUCGGCUUUUAUGAGUUCUGUUUGCAUCCGACAGACUUUGCCCGGACAGUGGAGAAUAUAUUCUACGUCUCAUUCCUGGUUAAAGAAGCGAGAGUGAGAAUUGUACGUCCCGACUCAGGACUUCCUCAACUAGGUUAA